AUGUCCACUGCUACUGAGAGCGCGCCGAGGGAUCGAUAUUUGAACGCCCGGCUAGAAGAAUCAAUGGGCGCCAGAACGGUGCCAAUUCUUACCCCUACCAUCCAGAUGUCCGCUCCGUCGCCAGGAGACCCGAUGGAGAUCACGACCCCGACGAACUCGUCCGCCCCGCCGUCCGCCACCAAGAGCCCAGGCAGCGACGCCAAUGGCAUGAGCGAGCAUUCGGGAACCACCUCGCAGAACGAGCAGUCGCCCGCCGACACCAUCAUCAUGCCGGCCCCUGCCGCCGCCGCACCGGCAGUCCACCAGCCCAAGAUCGUCCAGACUGCUUUCAUACAUAAACUCUACAACAUGUUGGAAGACAAGAGCAUAUCGCACCUCAUCUCGUGGACCACCUCCUCGGAGAGCUUCGUGAUGCAGCCCUCACAUGAGUUCUCCAAAGUGUUAGCCCAAUAUUUCAAGCAUACCAAUAUCUCUUCCUUCGUGCGACAGCUGAACAUGUAUGGUUUUCACAAAGUAGUGAGUGACGUCUUCCAUCAUGGAGGGCCUGACACGGCCAUGUGGGAGUUCAAGCACGGGAACGGGAAUUUUAAGCGCGGGGAUCUGGUGGGAUUGCGCGAGAUCAAGCGAAGGGCCUCGCGCCAUGCCCUGGUUCACCGGGAAUACAACCACCAGAAACCGCCAUCCUCCCAGCCCGGCACGCCGGCCGAGUCCAUGCCGCCAAUGCAGGAAGGAAGCGACCCAAGGCUCGGCAACAUUGAACACACGCUCUACGACCUGAGUGCUCGACUGCAGCGCAGCGAGGAAAACUCGCAUUUCAUGCACGUAAAGCAACAAGCCAUGAUGGACACCGUCGCACGCCUCUUGCGCUUCAACCAAGAGCUCUCGCGCGCUGUCCUCUCCCUUGCCCCGAGCCCAGAUAAUCCGAUACAUCGAGACAUUGUCGCGUUGCAGGGGGAUAUCCAGCGCCAGGCGGAGACGAUCCGCUCAUUAGACGAUUCCCACGAGCCGCUCUUCUCGAAUAACCGCCAAUUCUUCUCCAACCUCGAAAACCCCCCCGUCUCACCGCGGCAAUUAGCCCAAGAUGAUCCCCGACGGAACAGCCUCGCUGUUCCACAGGUUCGGCCUCCAAACUACUACCGGCCCUCCGUUCCCUCAAACCUAUCCAUUAGCACGCGUCGGCCGUAUGGAUCAAUCGGCGCAAGCACAACCCAGUGUUCACCUUCGGCACUCCGGCCCCAAAUACCACCGCCCCCUCCAGGGCCCCACCCCUUGGCCAACGUCGAGCUACCUCCCAGCAGCCUAGCUCGACGACAUACAUCAGCCGAUAUCCGGGCUCACGGCUGGCAGCCAACCCCCCCGCCCUUUGUCUCCUCAGGCCCACCCUCGACACAUUGGCCGUCCUCGCCUAGCCGUGUUGCCCCUGAGGAACAGCGGAUACGGGAGUCCUUGUCGACUUACUCUCUUCAGAGUAACUCGCAACCCCAUUCGAGGCCAGCCUCGCCUCCUCCACCAUUUGCCAACGGCGGCGGCAGCGGGGGAAUUGACAGCUUCGGGAGCUGGUCAUGGAACGCUGCCAACCGUGGAGAUAAUAAGAACCUCUCGAUCAGGGACAGCUCAGCUCCACCGACUAGAAGAGGAAGUAUGGCUCAUAUUCUUAACCCGACCGACACUGCGGAGAGGGAAGACGAAGACGAGAUCGAUCCUAGGGGCGAAGACGAUCGGAAGCGGAAGCGCUUGCAAUGA
This is a messenger RNA of Phialemonium atrogriseum, 1743 nucleotides long. RefSeq names its product transcription factor SFL1. The record is from RefSeq and is a predicted model, not a curated record. The transcript has 5 exons. NCBI's taxonomy places the organism in Eukaryota, Fungi, Ascomycota, Sordariomycetes, Cephalothecales, Cephalothecaceae. Gene Ontology annotation, molecular function: DNA-binding transcription factor activity; sequence-specific DNA binding. Gene Ontology annotation, biological process: regulation of DNA-templated transcription. Bases 1 to 1743 code for a protein of 580 amino acids.